Messenger RNA from Adineta steineri, 591 nucleotides. Lineage: Eukaryota; Metazoa; Rotifera; Eurotatoria; Adinetida; Adinetidae. The record is from the annotation of a GenBank genome assembly.
AUGCAGGAAAGUAUUCAUAUUCAUCCAUCCUUAUCUACUCUUCGAAAUGUAAUCGAUACUCUAUCUCGUCAACAAGAUCAUAUAUUAUAUCGUGAUUCAAGUUUAAUAUAUUUAUUAAAAAAUAGUCUUGAUGGUGAUGCUAAAACAUACAUGUUUGCAACAAUUAGUCCAUUAUCAACUGUUAUUGAUGAGACAAUAAACACAUUAAGAUAUGCAGGGCUUGCUACAAAAAUAACUAAUGUACCUCAAAUAAAAACUCCACAUUUAAGACAUGAAAUAGAUGAAUUACGUGAAGAAAAUGCUCGUCUCAAACAAGAAUUAUUUCUUUUUUAUAGUGGACCGUCAAUAUCACCAGAUGAACAAAUUGAUGAUGAUGAAAAACUUAAUAUUAUCGAUGAAAAAAUUUUAGUUCAAAUUGAAAAUCAAUGUCAUCGACCACAAAACGACAAAGAUUAUCUGAACAACCACUCAAAAAUACACAAGAGUGAUGAUACAAUGUUACAUCAACGAUUAGGAACAAUUCUUAGUUAUGUUACAAGUAAUUAUUUAAUUGUUGUUACAUUGAAUAUGUUUGUUAAUAAUCAAGAAUGA